Molecule: messenger RNA, 806 nt
Organism: Coregonus sp. 'balchen'
Lineage: Eukaryota; Metazoa; Chordata; Actinopteri; Salmoniformes; Salmonidae
Source: the annotation of a GenBank genome assembly
AUGACCCAGUACGCAGACGACACUUCCUUGUUGUUAUGCAAGGACUCGUGCCUGACUAGGUCCCUUGCCAUCAUAGGGGAAUUCACCCGAGCGUCGGGAGCGGUCCUCAAUCACGCUAAGUCAUCCGUUAAGUAUUUCAGAAGAUGGAGUGGGAGGACGGAUGUGCCUGGGGUGUAGCGGGGCCCUGAAGAUUCUCUGGGUCCUUUUUGAGACCUCUGGCUCAGCGACGCUGAACUGGAACAGGAGCAUCGCAGUGGUGCAGAGGAAGGUGGGGAUGUGGAGGGCUAGGCCAUUGUGUUUUAUAGGCAAGGUCCUGGUCCUCAAGGUGGAUGUGUUGCCGUCACUAUUGUAUAUGGCACACAUCUACCCAUUGCCAGCUAGUCUGAGACGGCCUCUAGUGUGGCUGGUGUUCCAGUUCAUGUGGGGUGGCAGGUUAGAGUAUGUCGCGAGGGUACGCAUGCUCUGUCCCAUCGGGGAGGGAGGUACCACAUUUCCCCCUCAAGCUGGAUUACAUUUUUGUUUCUCAUUUGUUGACUGAGCUGGCUCAUCCGGUAAUACACCCGUCUGGUUAUUUCCUGCGGGUGUUUUUCUCUUACCAGGUGAGAAGCGUAAUGGUGUGGACUAACACGGGUCCUUGGCCGGAACAGCUUCCAUGGCACUUUGGCCAUGCGGCCAAGUGUCUGCGUGGUCACCCCGAAUUUGAAGUUGCCCGAGUAGGUUUAGAUUACAGGCACCUGUACGAGGUGGUGAGACGGGGAGUGUGUCCCGGGCCCGUGUAUCCCGGCUGGGGUUUUGGACAGAGUGCA